Exophiala spinifera is the source of this 1053-nucleotide messenger RNA. RefSeq lists its product as uncharacterized. The record is from RefSeq and is a predicted model, not a curated record. The transcript is spliced from 2 exons. The coding region runs from base 1 to 1053 and encodes 350 amino acids. NCBI's taxonomy places the organism in Eukaryota, Fungi, Ascomycota, Eurotiomycetes, Chaetothyriales, Herpotrichiellaceae.
AUGCCUGAUGGUCUGGAUAUUGACCGCAAGGCGCACCUCAGCGGCACCAUGUCCGCGCACAGACAGCACCUGGUUGUCUCGAGCGGCCGCUCCGACUGGACGAGCAGGAUAGAAAACGAGCGAGACACGGCGGCCUGGGGAAAGUUCACGGCGGAUGUCAAGUCUAUGCUGGGAAGAGGAGGAGAAUUCUUCGAUCCGUACCACAACGACGUCAUGGUCAGCACGUCGUCCUUCACGCCUCUAGAAGAAGCCGCCGAACGGGAGUCGCAUCUGCACAAGGCGAGCGGAACCCCGACGGCGAGUGAUGUGCAACAGGCUCCUCCUCAACAGACCGUCGACGCCCUCCUGUUCCCGGCCUUCAAACACUUCAAGGGCCUCGGGACCGGUACCGACGGCGACGAUCGCUCCGGCAACGACGCGCGAACGCUGAUCAAGGCGUCUCUUCUUCCUGAGAAGGACAGACUCAACGCCGUCUACAGGGACCUCUCCGACGCCGAGCGGACGGCCAGAUCGCGCGACCCGGCCCUGCUCGCCUCGUCCCUGGACGCGUCGAGCAUACAGGUGCCCACGAUCCUGAUAUGCAGCCACGGCCAGCGAGAUCGCAGGUGCGGCGUCCUCGGCCCGCUCCUGCACGGAGAGUUCACACGGUACAUUUCGUCCUCCCGUGGCCGCGCAGCACGCUGCGGGGGAGGUACUACGGGACCACUCGAACCCGUGACCGGCGCCUUUAGAUCCUCGAUGUCAGACACACCCGGUUCCGCCGACGACGAAAUCCUCCCCGUCAACGUCGGCAUGAUUUCUCACGUCGGAGGACACAAAUGGGCCGGCAACGUCAUCAUUUACGUCCCACCGGGCAUGCGAUCCCCGGCCCCCGGUGCCGCCGCCGCCGCCGGACCACACCCGCUGGCCGGCAAGGGGAUCUGGUACGGGCGUGUCGAGCCGCGACACGUCGAGGGGAUCGUCGAACAGACCCUGGCCCGGGGAACCGUCAUCCAGGAGCUCUUCCGCGGCGGACUGUCUGCGAACGGCGAGAUGCUGAGGUUGCCGUUAUAG